AUACACUUCCGCAGCGAGUUCGCGUGAGGAUCGUUACAUGAAGUCCUUCAAAUCAUCGUAUCGCGAAAAACGACAUCCUCUUGAAAACUUAUUCAAUUUUGCAAAAAGAUGAUGAUCACUCGAAAUCAAAUUCGAAUUUUGGAAAAGAUGUUCCAGUACCAUUUAAUUAAAGUGUUCCAAAAUAUUUUCGAUCAUUGGAAUUAUACGAGUACGAGCAUCGUUACUUCGGUUGAACACAGGAAAACAGCCACGUAGUUUAUUUUUGCAACUGGUAAUAUACAACUUCUAUACGCAGCUGCAAUUCGACGAUGAAUUCUUUUUUCUGAACCAACAUUUUCAACAUUCAAAAAAAGAUGGCAAGAUCUUACGAGCUUCAUUCUUACGACGACGAAUAUAUUUCUUUAAUCAUCAACACUUCGAAAUUAUAUGGAAUGAAAUAUAUAGUAUUCGUAUACGCCCAAUCGAUAGAAGAAAUGGAAGUGACAACAACGAUAUUCAAAUGGACUCGUGUACUAUCUCGCGAAGGUUUUACCAUUUCGAACUUGUACUUUUCAGAAUUAAAGGAAUCAUCGUGCUACAUAAAAAUGCGAAUUGUACACCCGUAUUACAUUCCAAUUAUAUCUAGUUACAACGCGAUUAAACAGUUCUCCUUAGCAACUACUACCAUCGACAUGUCUUACGUUGUGUGGCUUGUGUUAUUCGUUUACAAGGGAUAUGGUUUUGAUUAUUGUCACAAUCCACCAGUUCCAGAUUCUCUUUACGAGAGAAGACAUAAUUUACACGGUCUGACCAUGAGAGCCGUUAUAGUCAAGGAUUCGCCAUUCGUAAAUAUUAAUAAGAAUAACGAAUUAGAGGGCGUAUUCGGCAGGGUAUUAAAAGAACUUUCCGUCACACUUAAUUUUAGUUUGAAGAUCGUUUCGAAAGUGAACGAAUAUGGACGAUGGAAUCCGAAAGAGAAUACUUGGUCAGGAGCGAUCGGUGAAAUAUACGCAGGACGUGCUGACAUAUCUAUAUCAGAUUUUUCUAUGACCAGUGCAAGAUUGAAUGUAGUUGAUUUCACUAUGCCGCUUGUUUUUUCGAAAAAUUGUAUUUUCAUCAAGGAACCAAACAAAUUCGCGAUCAAAUGGUCAUCUUAUUUUCAAACUUUCUCCCAUUCCGUUUGGAUUGCCAUGUUUGGAGUAUUAGUUCUUGCAAUGAUCGUAUUAGUUUUUCUUAAAAGAAAAAAUGGUACAGAUCGUAACAUAGGACAGUUAUUGUCCGAUAAUUUUCUUGAGAUUUGGGGUAUAUUCUGUCAACAGGGACUAGCAGAUUUUCCAGAUAGAUUUUCGUUAAGAAUAGCAUACUUCUCUAUAUUUCUUUUGGCUGUUGUUUUAUCGGCCGCUUAUUCCGCGGCUUUGAUAAGUUUUUUAACGUCCGUUAUGCAAACUUUACCUUUUCAUUCAUUAGAGGGUUUCGUUGAAGACGGUACUUAUCAAUUUGCUGUCCUUCGCGGUACAGCUGAUUACGAUAUAGUUGCAAAUGCAAAAGAUCCACUUGCAAAGAAAUUGAUGGAGUUGAUGCCGGAAGAAAAAAAAUUGCCGAUAACUCUAAAACAAGGGUUUAAUAGAAUUUGUAAAAAUCAAAAACUAGCGCUUUACACGUCAAUCGCAAAAAAGGAAGGUAUCAGAUUUAAAAUACCGUGUAACGUGAUUCCUAUUAGUGCAGGACGUAUAGAAAGUUUAGCUAUUAUAUUAUCUAAGCACAAUCCAUUCACAGAAGUUAUCAAUUUUCAUUUGCAGAAAUUUAUUAACAAUGGAAUGAUGAAUCGUUUAAAAGACGCGACAUUCAAAAAGAAAUUGAAUUUUAUGUUGAACCAUGAACCGGUUCAUUUAAGUAGCGUUAUAUCGCUCAUUUUCUUCAUCCUAAUUGGUAUAAUCACGAGUAUUUGCAUUCUUAUUAUAGAAAAAUAUAUUUUCGUUCGUAAAAGGAAGAUGUUGAUUGUACAUAAUAUAUUUUUGAAAAAAUCAUCGGGAUUUUAUGUGAAAAGGAAAAACAAUAUAAAAAAUAUUGUGAAAAACAAGGGAAGUCACAAAUGUACACGCGUGAAUUAAACACGACAGUGCUAAUUCUCAUUGUCAAGGAAUUUUUAUAUUCUGAUUGUAAUUUUCUGAAAGGAAUAGAAACACCUAUGCGCAUAUCUACGCUUUUGUAUUUUUUACCAUAGUUUAAAAUUUUAAAUAGAAUUUCUUCAAUUGAAAUUGAACGUUUGGAUCUGAUUUUCUUUAUUUGUCGAAUGCACGUAUAUACAUAUUUUAACUCUUUCGAAGCGUGUAUAUUUUUCGUCUUUACACGAAAUAUGAAAUAUGUGUCUUGUAUUAGAAACAAAACAAAAAAUUAUAUUCGCCAUUUUUAUGUAUGAGUCGCGAUAGGGCAGUAUUAUUGAAUCGCGAAUUUUUCAAUAAACAUAUUUUAAGAUAAGUUCACAUAAGAAUUAAUUAGUGUGUAAGAUAUAUGUGUUCUAACGUGUUACGAUGGGAAAUCAUAUAGCUCGAUUAUCGACCAGAAUGAAAUUAUAAAAUUAUUUUAAUGGGAGUGCAAUAUUAUUUUUAAGAUAUUACAUUUUACAUUUUUAUGUAAUA
Vespula vulgaris is the source of this 2618-nucleotide messenger RNA. RefSeq names its product glutamate receptor 1-like. Gene Ontology annotation, molecular function: glutamate-gated receptor activity. The transcript is spliced from 10 exons. Lineage: Eukaryota; Metazoa; Arthropoda; Insecta; Hymenoptera; Vespidae. Gene Ontology annotation, cellular component: membrane. The coding region runs from base 354 to 2090 and encodes 578 amino acids. The record is from RefSeq and is a predicted model, not a curated record.